GCUAUGAAGCCGUACGCUCCAGCUUUCAUACUCCUGUGGAGUGCUGUCGGGAUAGCGAGGGCUGCCAAAAUUGUUGUCGUGCCGCCAAUUAUGUUUGAAAGCCAUCUUUAUAUUUUCAAGACUCUGGCCUCAGCCUUGCAUGACCAAGGUCACCAGACAGUGUUUCUCCUCUCUGAGGGCAGAGAGAUUCCUCCGUCUAAUCACUAUAGACUUCAGCGCUACCCAGGGAUCUUUAACAGCAGCACCUCGGAUGAUUUUCUCCAGUCCAAGAUGAGGAGUAUCUUCUCGGGGAGACUGACAGCCCUUGAACUGUUUGAUAUCCUGGACCACUAUUCCAAGAACUGCGACAUGAUCGUUGGCAACCAAAACCUCAUGCGUGCCCUGAAACAGGAAAAAUUUGACCUGCUCCUGGUAGAUCCCAAUGAGAUGUGUGGAUUUGUUAUAGCUCAUCUCCUAGGGGUUAAAUACGCUGUCUUUUCCACUGGCCUCUGGUAUCCAGCAGAAGUGGGUGCUCCAGCUCCCCUGUCUUAUGUUCCAGAAUUUAACUCGUUGCUCACAGAUCACAUGAACCUAUUUGAGAGGAUUAAAAAUACUGUUGUUUAUCUUAUUUCAAGAUUUGGAGUCAGUUUUUUGGUUCUGCCAAAAUAUGAAAGGAUAAUGCAGAAAUACAAGGUUCUGCCAGAACGGUCCAUGUAUGACUUGGUUCAUGGAUCCAGCCUGUGGAUGCUUUGUACUGAUGUAGCACUGGAGUUUCCAAGACCUACGCUACCCAAUGUUGUUUAUGUGGGAGGAAUCCUGACCAAACCGGCCAGCCCUCUGCCAGAAGAUCUCCAAACGUGGGUGAAUGGUGCUAACGAAAAUGGCUUUGUCCUCGUCUCAUUUGGAGCUGGAGUGAAAUACCUGUCAGAAGAUAUAGCAAAUAAGUUAGCACAUGCUCUGGCCAGACUGCCCCAGAGAGUUAUUUGGAGGUUUUCAGGAAACAAACCAAGGAAUUUAGGCAACAAUACGAAGCUUAUAGAAUGGUUACCACAAAAUGACCUCCUUGGUCACUCUAACAUUAAAGCUUUUCUUAGCCACGGAGGUUUGAACAGCAUUUUUGAAACCAUGUACCAUGGGGUCCCGGUGGUGGGGAUUCCCCUUUUUGGAGACCAUUAUGAUACUAUGACUCGCGUGCAGGCCAAAGGCAUGGGAAUAUUGUUGAACUGGAAGACUGUCACUGAAAGUGAAUUGUAUGAAGCCCUAGUAAAAGUUAUUAAUGAUCCCAGCUACCGACAGCGGGCCCAGAGGCUGUCUGAGAUUCACAAAGACCAACCUGGUCACCCUGUUAACCGGACUGUAUACUGGAUUAAUUACAUUCUCCGUCACAACGGAGCCCAACAUCUACGUGCCGCUGUUUACAGCAUCUCUUUAUAUCAGUAUUUCUUACUGGAUAUUGCCUUUGUCGUACUAGUGGGUGCUGCCUUACUUUAUUACAUUUUGGCCAGGAUAACAAAAUUUAUCCGCAAACAAAGCAAACAUUUUUGGUCAAAUGACGACCAUAGUGCUGUUAAUGGACAUUACCAGAAUGGGAUACCAAACGGCAAGUAUAGAAGAAAUGGCCACAUUAAGCAUGAAAAAAAAGUGAAAUGAGCCAACCGCCCCAUGUAAAGUAGUAAUGAAUCAGAUCAGUAAUCGAAUUUUAUCGCUGUAACUUAGUCUAACAACUACUUAAAACCUCAAUAAGCAGUUCUAACACUCCCCUUCAGUAUAUAAUAUUAUGUGACAAAAUUCUAUGGAACUAAGAAAAGUCUUUAAAAAAAAAAAAAAGCAAGCACAACAUAAAAUGGAAAAUAUUUUAUUCUUACUACUGAUGCAGAGAGGUUAUUUUGGCACUGAAGUUUUUAGAAGCCUUAAUUCUCUAAAGUUAUAUGAUGACCGUAUUUAUGAAUUUUCAGUUUUUAAAAGUUAAAUGUGUGUCCCAAGUGAGGAGAGGUUUCUUUUUAUUUGCAGAGGUUUUUUCCUUUUAUUUUUUUAUUAUUUUAAUAUAUCCAUCUUUUAGCUGGGAGAACUUUAGUGCUUAGUUCUGUGUUUCUUUUGUUGAAGGUUCAACAUGUUGUGCAAGAAUGCAGUUUAAAAAAAAAAAAAAAAAAAUUCCCAGGUUGCGGACUGAGAACACAGACAUUUUAAAAAAAAAAAAAAAAACGAACUUAAAAUGAGCACUGAAGAAAAAUGGCAAAAGUACAUACUCGUUUUACUGAUAAGCUGCAUGACUCUUCUGCUCACUACCAG
Messenger RNA from Cariama cristata (Red-legged seriema), 2268 nucleotides. Its product is annotated as 2-hydroxyacylsphingosine 1-beta-galactosyltransferase. Lineage: Eukaryota; Metazoa; Chordata; Aves; Cariamiformes; Cariamidae. The transcript has 5 exons. Bases 4 to 1629 code for a protein of 541 amino acids. The record is from RefSeq and is a predicted model, not a curated record. Gene Ontology annotation, molecular function: UDP-glycosyltransferase activity.